GGUUUGCGAUUCGCCAUUAAAUCAGAGAAGAAGAAGAAGAAGAAGAAGAAGAAGAAGAAGACUAAGAAGCUGAUUGGUUAAGCCGUUGAAGCUUCGUUUAAAUUUACGUUGGAUGUUGUUGUAACUGCUCGGCACAAUUAAUUCAGUUCGGUUUCCAGUAUUUAUAAAACAUUUAGUUCGGCAAUAUUCUUCAAGUCCACGUUAGACCUUGGCUGCAGUAUUUUUCAUCUUUGUUGGAGGCGAUGCGUCACGAUUCAUCUGCCAGCCGCCGGAAGGGGAAAACCCCUCAACAUCGGCCCCCGCUGGAGGCCCCAGGAACCUCCGCUUCGACAGCCCGGUCCCCAAGACGCAGUGGAGUUACAAACCAGCCCCGUGUGUCUCCCAGGAAGAGACGGUUUCGACCAGGGACCAGGGCCUUAAUGGAGAUCCGCAAGUACCAGAAGAGCACGGAUCUUCUGCUCAGGAAGGGACCCUUCUCUCGUCUAGUUCGUGAGGUGUGCCAGAGUUUCUCUAGUGAAGCUCUCCGGUGGCAGGUCUACGCUCUUAUGGCCCUGCAGGAGGCUGCAGAGGCGUUUCUCGUCCUGUUGUUCUCAGAUGCCAAUCUGUGUGCCAUCCACGCCAAGCGGGUCACCGUGUUCCCCCGGGACAUUCAGCUGGCCAGGAGGAUCCGUGGAGUGGACAACAUGUGAAAACAACGAGUCUUUCCACUUCACUUUGUUCUGAUUCUAUGAUGCUGUGUUGCAUCUGUUCAAUAGAAGUGUUGUGAUUUCUUGGGAAAAAGAAACGUUGGCAGAUCAUCACAGGUUUUAUGUUCGCAUCAAGUCACCUUUUAAGAGUUUGACUGUUAAUAUGAAAAUGAUUCUUGUCCAGCAGUAUUUGAAUACAUUUUUGAAUAACUUUACUUUUUAUAAUAGAUCUGCUGUCUUAAUGUGAUCUUUGUGUACAUAUUGUUCUCCAUUCAAGUAAAUUGAUUUUGUCAAUAAACUGUUCUGUUACCUA
Anarrhichthys ocellatus (wolf-eel) is the source of this 999-nucleotide messenger RNA. RefSeq names its product histone H3-like centromeric protein A (gene cenpa). Lineage: Eukaryota; Metazoa; Chordata; Actinopteri; Perciformes; Anarhichadidae. The record is from RefSeq and is a predicted model, not a curated record. Gene Ontology annotation, cellular component: nucleosome. Bases 243 to 689 code for a protein of 148 amino acids. Gene Ontology annotation, molecular function: DNA binding; protein heterodimerization activity; structural constituent of chromatin. The transcript has 5 exons.